CUGAGUUUGCAGUUGAGUGCGCCAGGGCAGCACGGCUGGAUUAUAUAACUGUAAGGUACUCACGGGUUUAAUGGCGCAAGAACAGAAUAUCGCGCCGCACAUCUGUGGAUUCAUUGCGGAAUUAUACUGAAGUCGCAUGCGAGAUAAAGAAAUGGAUCAGGGUGGACUAAAGCGCAACGGUAAUCAAGACGACAGCCUGACAUUUGGGGUGACAGGAGCCGGAGUAGGCAGAGAUACGGAUGACACAGCUGGUUCACGGCUCCAGUCUGCAACGCACCUGUCUGGCCCCGGAUCGCUGCCCCAGCCCACAGUGGCCCCAAAUGGACAGGGUGAAACCAAAGACCAGGGGGAGCUUGGAGGCCUCUUUGAGUCCCCUCAGCAUCAUGUCCUGUGUGAGGGGUCGGACGUAGAGGAGGGUAAAAUCAUCAAAAUGCAGAAACAACACCAGGAUAUUGGUGUUUUCAACAUGGAGGACAACUUGCCGCUGUUGAAACAGAGUAUUUCCGAUCUCAACCAGAUGUCCACCUCUGUCAUCAGCACCUCAGUCUCCUCCAUCCUUGGCAACCUCCCUCUGCCCAACCUUUUUUCCCAGCACAUCAAGCAGGAGGGGGAUUUUUCUCUGGAUAAAGACUUGGAAACUUACAGCGGACACACAGUCACUGUUCCGUGUGAUCUGGAUGGCAACAGCAGUGGCCUAAUCGAGGAUUCCGAGAUUUGGCAGGACCUGGACCUUUCUAAUUCUCUGCCAGAAAUCAGUGAUUUUGAGUUGGAUUCAGAAGUGGCCCACUUGGAUAACAUCCUAAACUACAGCAGGGGUGGUGGUGGUUCGGUCAGUGGCUUGCUAAAGGAAACAAAGCCUCUCGUGGGUAAUGGAGUAAACUGUACCAAUGUGAACGGCACGGGCCAGCACCACCCCCCCAUAACCCAGCAGCACCGCCUUCUACAGCACCAGCAACAUCAGCUUCACCAUCAGCAGCAGCCUGCAUCACUUCUCUCCAGCGUUAUGAUUAAGGAAGAGAAGGAUCCCGGCGACUCUUUCACCCACAUCCGUACUCCCGGUGUUGUGAAACUGGAGAAGCAGGACAGCGCUGGUUGCUGCCAGUCGCAGUGUCUCCAGAGCAGCAUGAGCUCUCUCCAUGGAGGAGGCGCCAUGCCCUCAUCUAUGGCCCUCAGUGCAGGACCUAGCUACCACUACAGAGCCAACCCGUCCUCCACAGUGUCCCGACAAGACCAGGAGCCUUUUGGCAAUUACCCAAACCUCCCUCUGGUGGGGGAGAACUGGGCCAGGGGCAACAGUUUUGGAGAGUUGUCCGGGUUACAGAGGGGUGACGAUGGGAUCCCCUCUGCCGCAGCCGUGGCAAAUUUUUCUGUCAGCUUCUCCAGCUUGUCAACCAGAGCAGGAGAGACCAGCAGUUCUGUGGUGCCAAGCCAAUCCAAGCCCAGUGGGCAGACGCAUAAGAUCUGUUUGGUGUGUUCAGACGAGGCCUCUGGGUGCCACUACGGGGUUGUAACCUGCGGCAGCUGCAAAGUGUUCUUCAAGAGGGCCGUCGAAGGAUGGAGAGCACGACAAAAUACAGAUGGACAGCACAACUACCUGUGUGCAGGGAGAAAUGACUGCAUCAUUGAUAAGAUCCGGAGGAAGAACUGUCCAGCCUGCCGCUUCAGGAAAUGUCUUCAAGCUGGAAUGAACUUGGAAGCGAGGAAAAACAAGAAGAUGAUGAAAGUGCCGCGGCCCCCCCACCCGUCCCCAGUCGUCCCCACCAUGCUGUCUAUGCUUAAGGCCAUCGAGCCAGAGGUAAUCUACUCGGGCUAUGACAGCACACUGCCUGACACCUCCUCGCGGCUGAUGACCACUCUCAACAGGCUAGGGGGACAGCAGGUCAUCUCUGCAGUCAAGUGGGCCAAGUCCCUGCCAGGUUUCCGCAACCUGCACCUGGAUGACCAGAUGACAUUGCUGCAAUGCUCCUGGCUCUUCCUCAUGUCCUUCAGUCUCGGUUGGAGGUCCUAUGAGCAGUGUAACGGUACCAUGCUCUGCUUCGCCCCUGAUCUCGUCAUCAACAAAGAACGUAUGAAGUUGCCCUUCAUGAACGACCAGUGUGAGCAGAUGCUGAAAAUCUGUAAUGAGUUUGUCAGACUGCAGGUGUCCUAUGACGAGUACCUGUGCAUGAAGGUCCUGUUACUGCUCAGUACAGUACCGAAAGAAGGCCUGAAGAGCCAGGCAGUGUUUGACGAGAUCAGGAUGAUGUACAUUAAGGAGCUGGGAAAAGCCAUCGUCAAGAGAGAGGAGAAUGCUAGUCAGAACUGGCAGCGUUUCUACCAGCUAACUAAGCUACUGGACUCCAUGCAGGAGAUGGUCAAGGGUCUUCUCCAGAUCUGUUUCUACACCUUUGUGAAUAAAACCUUCAGUGUGGAAUUCCCAGAGAUGCUGGCAGAGAUCAUCACCAACCAGAUACCAAAAUUCAAAGAUGGGAGCGUCAAGCCUCUGCUGUUUCAUCAGAAAUGACUGCCUUAAAAUGUGAAGCAAUGCCUUAAAUCCUGCCCUGCCCGUGUACCUCUCUGGGGCCCCAAGCUUUCGCCCCAAGCCCUAAGCCUUUGCUUGUCCUGCUUCCCCCAUCGCAUUCGAUUCCUCUGUUUUCCCGGUCCCUCUCUAGGAGUUCUGCCAUGCCCAUCCAAGCCUCAGCCAUUCAGCCUUAUCAUGGAGCACAAUACCUGUGGCCUCACACCUACCAAUCUGGUCCCAGGUUGGGCCAAAUUUCGGUAAAACACCCUACCACCGACCUGUAGCCCUUCCUCUUGGCUAACCAAGAAUAAAUUGUUCUCCAGGGAAAAUGUGUUUGCUCUGAAUGUCCUGUGGGCAGGAUGCAUUUUAGGCAAUCUAUUUUUUAUUUUUCUAGCCCCCUUACCCCCUCCUCCGUCCAGGGCCCUGUCCUCAGGUUUCUAAUGCUGUUUCUUUUGUUGGCCGCCUGCUUCUUACUCUCUCCUGACUCUAGUGUUUUAUUGCUGUUUUUACUGACAAGCCAACACCUGGAAACACCUUUCCAUCCUCAACAUGACACCUUAUAUACUGUCCAACUCGCUGGAUUAGAAACCUAUUGAAGCUCCUUCCAAGUUCAAGCCUACUGUACCUCUGCUCACCUGCCCCGCUUGUCUCUGUUUGCCCUCCCUAGCUCCAAUGCGCAGAGAAUGUAGUGAGUGUUCACUUGUUGUGGUUUCCAGAGGGCUGUUGGUGAUGAAGGGGAUAAACAAAAACACAAAAAAAUUGGAAAAAUAUUUUUUCUUCUGGACCCAAGGACAUUGAGGACUAACAGUUUGAAGCUAUGAAUCAGAUAACAUUUCUGAAAAGAUAUGCAUCAGAUUCAUAUACCUGACCAAUGGAAGAAACGCUCUAGGAAUUUAUUCAUUUAUUUUAUGCAGACACGCAUUUUUGACCACACAUGCAAAAGUCACGCUUACACACACACACACACACACACACACACACACACACACACACAAACAUUCAAAGUAUUCACAGACAUAUUCACUCAACAAAACGUUUACACAGGAUGUAACUGAGAAGGGAAAAACAGUGCCUUUUAGCUAUUAAUGCUCUUCAUAGCCAUCCUCUCUGAACGGUGUUUUUUUUGCAUAAGAAUCUAACUUUGACAUAUUGUUUCUGUUUUUGUUUUUCCACGCUAGCAGCUUUCUCUCCAAGCAGCCGUUUCUUUUGUCCUGAUCCCCAGAUAUGCAUGUAAGGAACACAGCCUAUGGUACAGAUUAGAAAUGCAUAGAGCAGUUUGACAUAGCUUAAUUUUGCAUUUUCAAAUUCACAGAAAAAAAACAGGGAAAGUAUAAAACAAAAAAUGCUGUUCAUGUCCCAAAAUAUAUUUUAUGUGUCUUUUUUUCUCAUGUAGAGUAUAUAUUUGAUAUAUAUAUAUAUACACACACACACAUAUAUACUGCAUCUCCCAAAAAGUAUCACAUUGUUAUACAAAGUUUCAGUACCCAGAUUAUAUCAACACAUAUAAUGUUAAAUACACAGCCACAUACUUUAACAAGCUUAUAAGAAAGUGCAACCACAUUGGUGCUAAAUGGACACUACUGGAAUAAACAAGGCUUAUCUGAUGUUUUGUAAUAUUUCGGGGCGGUGUUUAACAUGUUUUUAGAUCUCAGUAUAAUCAGUGAGUUGUUAAUUGGAAUCAAAUUUGUUAACUGACUUUUGCAAUUUAUUCAGAUGCAAUCACACAUAUGGGUUUUUAAAACUAAAUUGCCUUUGAAAGAAAUAUCCAAGGCAUCUGUGUGUUAAUACAUAGCCGUAAUGAUUCAAGAAAACCUGGCUUAAAGUUAAAAUCGUCCUUUUAUUGCCAGCUGCUUUUACGCUAGGGUUCUAGUUUAGUAAAUGGUUUAAACAACUUUACUUUAAAAUGGGGACUUACCUGGCCAAUCCCAAUAAGGUCAAAUGGGAAUGGAAAUUAUUUCAUGGUGUGUGUUGUAACCAACAGAAGUAAUAGACUGGUUGGAUUUUCAUAAUAAGGUACCAUGAACAUAUGUUCUGCUCCUAAAAGGUAAACAAAAACACAUUUGUGACAAAAGUAUUGUUUCACUCAAAAUACCAUUUUAGAUAAAAUAUACCUUUUAAUCAGCUUCACCUCAAAUUGCAUAGGAAGUGGGGUUAUUAAAUUGUUGAGCUCAACAUGGCUGAAAAGGUAAAUACAUUUAAUUUAUAUACAUACAUACAUUUGUUUUGUAUAUGUGAUGUAAAAAUACAUACACCUAUAAUUGAUGGAACAAGAUUUCACCUCCUAAAUUGAAGUAAUUUUGGAAGAAGAUGCAGUUUGGUCCCAAUAACUAGUGAAUCAAUGUUCAAGGCUAUGAGUGACUUCAUCACUUGUAUGUAUUCCACUAGUGCCAAAUGUUAUAUCAAGUUUUUAUAAGUCUUUUCCUGGAGAUGUAAAAGAGUGAUUAUUCAGUUAAGAUUCAACAUUAGUUUUUUUUUGUAACUUUGCUUCAGAGUGCUCAUUUAUGAGAAAGAUCUUUGUUCAGUGUCACACCUACACCAGCUUAAAAGUACUGAUUGUUAUCAUCCAAGUUAAGUGUAUCAUUGAUGAUUUUUGUUGUUGAGAUGCACAAAUAUUGUAUUUUUGAAAUUGCAAAGUAAGCAGUAAUAUAUGCUGUUGUCAAACAGGUGGAGGAGGUCAACAUUUGGUUUACACUUAAUAUGAACAUGAUGCUUGUAAAGCAAAGUACAUUAAAGGUGCAGUUGUACAUUG
Perca fluviatilis (European perch) is the source of this 5249-nucleotide messenger RNA. Its product is annotated as glucocorticoid receptor-like. Gene Ontology annotation, cellular component: nucleus. The transcript is spliced from 10 exons. Lineage: Eukaryota; Metazoa; Chordata; Actinopteri; Perciformes; Percidae. Gene Ontology annotation, molecular function: zinc ion binding; sequence-specific DNA binding; steroid binding. The record is from RefSeq and is a predicted model, not a curated record. Bases 137 to 2503 code for a protein of 788 amino acids. Gene Ontology annotation, biological process: regulation of DNA-templated transcription; nuclear receptor-mediated glucocorticoid signaling pathway.